Molecule: messenger RNA, 201 nt
Organism: Blepharisma stoltei
Lineage: Eukaryota; Ciliophora; Heterotrichea; Heterotrichida; Blepharismidae
Source: the annotation of a GenBank genome assembly
AUGGACUAUAGAAAUAAAGACUCCAGUAAAGAAAAGAAAGAUAAGUUAAAAAGAAAAGAAUCGCCUGAGCCACAAAAAAGACCUAAAAUUGAAGAAGAAAUAGCACCGAUUAACAUUGCUAAUGAAUCAAAAAAAAGAAUGAAGCUAAGAAGUAGCUCUGAAAAUAGCGAUUCGGAUGCAAGUAUUUUCAGUAAUGACUAA